Sorex araneus (European shrew) is the source of this 1866-nucleotide messenger RNA. It is a transcript of the gene PLPPR5, whose product is annotated as phospholipid phosphatase related 5. Bases 1 to 1770 code for a protein of 589 amino acids. Lineage: Eukaryota; Metazoa; Chordata; Mammalia; Eulipotyphla; Soricidae. The record is from RefSeq and is a predicted model, not a curated record. The transcript has 9 exons. Gene Ontology annotation, molecular function: phosphatidate phosphatase activity. Gene Ontology annotation, biological process: signal transduction; phospholipid metabolic process; phospholipid dephosphorylation.
AUGAUAGAGUAUCAAGGACACAGCAUAAAUGUUAACACCAUUUUAACUAGUAACUAUGUAAGCUAUGAUGAAGAUGAUCAUGAUACUGAAGAUGAUGAUGAUGAUAAAGGUGUGCAUAUCAACUUAGAAAGCAGAUAUUCGAAUCAUCCUGGUUUUAUUGACCAUGAAACCAAGGAGAAAGAGGUCCAGUAUUUCACCAGACUCUUAGAGCUGGCACCGCUCGGGGUGCGCAUCCCGCACGGGGUUAAGGGCUGCCAGGCGGGCGCUGGCGGCGAGUCCCCGCGCUGCGGCGCGCACUUUGCGCUCCCGAGGCGUUUGCGCUCGGCAGACGCGCCCGCGCCCCGGUUCCCAGGCGCGGCGCGGGGCUCCCCGAGCGCCGGGUGCCAUCUCCGAAGGGAGCCUCGAGAAGCGCCUUUCUCCAGGGCCUUCCCUUCCCCCACCUCUUUUCGCCCCCCCUUCCUGGCUGGUUCCCCCCCGCAUUCCCCCAUCAGGAGCAUCUCCAGCGCCACCGCGCCCGCGAAGGGCUGCGGCAGCGCCAACGGUCCUUCCUUCCCGGACGCCGCCGCCCGCGCGAGGCUCCCCGCCCUCCCGCGCGACCCCGCGCCGGGCCGGGCUGCGCCAGCGGCGGGGAGGGGCGCGGGGGGCUCGGUCCCGGGCCGGCCGCCGCGUCGUCCUCCUCGUCCUCCUCGUCCUCGUCCUCCUCCGCAGCCCGCCCCGCGCCCCGCGGCCCUGCCCGGCGCCCGCAGCAGCAUGCUCUACUUCCAGGUGGUGAUCAUGGCAGGGACGGUGAUGCUGGCGUACUACUUCGAGUACACGGACACGUUCUCCGUGAACGUGCAGGGCUUCUUCUGCCACGACAGCGCCUACCGCAAGCCCUACCCGGGCCCCGAGGACCGCAGCGCCGUGCCCCCCGUGCUGCUCUACUCGCUGGCCGCCGGCGUGCCCGCGCUCGUGAUAAUAGUUGGAGAAACUGCUGUCUUUUGCCUACAACUAGCCACGAGGGAUUUUGAAAACCAGGAAAAAACUAUUUUAACUGGAGAUUGCUGCUAUAUAAACCCACUGGUGCGGAGAACUGUACGAUUUCUUGGAAUUUAUACAUUUGGACUAUUCGCUACUGAUAUCUUUGUAAAUGCUGGACAAGUGGUUACAGGAAAUCUGGCUCCACAUUUUCUUGCCCUGUGUAAACCUAACUACACAGCACUUGGAUGUCAGCAGUAUACCCAGUUCAUCAGUGGGGAAGAGGCCUGCACGGGCAAUCCUGACCUCAUCAUGAGAGCAAGGAAAACAUUCCCAUCCAAAGAAGCGGCCCUCAGUGUGUAUGCAGCGAUGUAUCUGACAAUGUACAUUACCAACACAAUCAAAGCCAAAGGAACAAGGCUGGCUAAACCUGUGCUAUGCUUGGGCUUAAUGUGUUUGGCCUUUCUUACUGGACUCAACAGAGUAGCAGAAUAUCGAAAUCAUUGGUCAGAUGUGAUAGCAGGCUUUCUUGUUGGAAUAUCUAUAGCAGUAUUUCUGGUUGUGUGUGUGGUAAAUAAUUUCAAGGGAAGACAACCAGAAAAUGAGCGUGUACACAUGGAUAAUCUGGCACAGAUGCCAAUGAUCAGCAUUCCUCGAGUGGAAAGUCCUUUGGAAAAGAUAUCCCGAACCCAGCCUUUUGAGGAUGUUCCAGAAGAAACUUCACAGGGAAGAUCCUUUAAAGAUUGUCUCACAAGGCUCUUCAGCUGGAUAAUGGGAAUAAGCCACUGUGAACACCUUCAAUUAAGGCAAUAAACGUAUGUGCGCUAGAGCGCACUGCUGUUGGAGUUGGUUGCAACAAAGCAAAUACAGAAAAAUGUGUCCUUCUGUGCAGUGUUCCAUUAUAACCCU